GUGUUUGUGCGGGUGAUUGAUUUAUCCUCAGCACUGAUAAAAAUAUCUACAGAAUAUACAUAAUGCAACACCAGAUCUCCACCAUCUAUAUCACAUGCUUCUUCCCGUGGAAUGGCGAGAAUAUGCCUCUUACACUCUCGUUCAGCGAGAUAACUGGCCUGGUAAUCCUCUUUAAUUUUGUACCGGAGGAAUUUCGGAGAAGCUGUGCUUUCUGAAGAAUCUGUUGAAUCUCCAACCCAUCGACCGGAAUGACCUUCUCACGGCCGUUGACUAGUAGUGGUUAGUUAUCUGUAUGAAAGAUAGCGGGUGGUGAUAGAUAUGGAGGUGAUUACUGUAGGUUCCACGGAUUAUCGGUAUCUUGUUGGGUCGUGGGGCAACAAUGAUUUCUAUCUGCGGGUUUUGUCUGGCGAAUUGUGAUAGUGAAUGCUUUAGGAACGACCUGUCCUUCGGUCAGGAAAGAAAUACCGAGUCAGUUCGCAUGAUAUUUGGGAGAUUGGGGGUGGUAAAAGGUGUUGGGUGGAUCCGAACGUGCCUCAUCCCCUUUGAGCUCCCGGCCCAAUCACAGAAAUUGAAUUCCAUGCGUUUGCACUGGAGAAUAAAAGCCCCUACACCAUUCUGGGAUUUCGAGACAGCUCGGAGGGCUGAGACAGGCAUCGCUCCUUCCUUCGUCCGUCUGUUCUUGCAAUCGAUCGGGGGGGGCGGGAGGUGGGGAGGUGCGAUCUUGAACGGUCAGCAGUGAAGAAAAAAAAAGUGACAGUGGGUGUGGUGAAGGGAUAGAUUAAAGGUGAGGUUGAUUGGUGAGUCAGCCAAAGUGGGAAGGGGAAUCCCCACAGGGGCGCGUCUGCCAAGACAAUUUUUCUGGCGACCGACGCGACUUCUUAGGGAAUCCAAUCUCUCUUUUCUCAGCGACAGCCUUCUCCCUUCCAACUCACUCGUCCUGCCAUCCAAACACACCCACUUUUCAUUUUUUUUGUCGGAAAACACCGCUCGACUGCUUGAAAAAAACCGGAAUCGUCAAUAGGUGAAAAUAAUCAGAAGGAUAGAGGUUACCACCAGCCAUGGGUGAUGAAGUUAGCAUAGACAAGUCGCUCUUUCACUCUCGUCUCGGCGGCCUGGUUGCGGCUUGGAAGGAUCCGAAGAGGGCGGAUUUGUUCGGUGGUGUUGGUUCUAUUGUCAUAAUCUUGGGGAAGACUGUGGAGGGCCCCUAUUCGAAGAGUCUUGCUCUGCAUGUAAGUCUUAGAGCAUUUCGUCCCUUGGCCAUCACUCUCUUACGUUUUAUUUAUUCUCUGCUUCGGAUUUUCCGGGGAGGUUUUGUUUUCGGAGGCUUACGUGAAUUGUGUAGUUCUGGUUGCUAGGAUACGAAUUCCCGACAACGCUCUUUGUCGUUACGCAAGAUAAAUUUUAUGUUGUGACUACGCCUAAGAAAUGUUUGUGCUAGCGAUUUCCUUGAUUGGUGUUACAAUAGCAGCAGGUGUCGGUCGUCUUGGUGGCGGAUCCGCUAACAGCUCCCGUUGUGUGCAGCAAAACAUCUAGAAACUCUGAAGGGUGGUAAAUUCCCGAUUGAAAUCCUAGUACGAGGAAAGGAUGAGGCACAGAACACCCAAAACUUCAAAGACCUGGCGGAGGUCAUCAAGAAAUCCGGGGUAGGACUUGCUCCCUUUGCUCGGUUACAUGGUGGGGUUCUGAAACUGACUGCCCCUAUGCUAUGUAGAAAAAGGUUGGCGUCUGCAUAAAGGACAAGGCGGAAGGUCCCUUCGUCAACGACUGGAAGAAAAUAUUCCCUGCGGAAAUUGAAGGUGUGGAGGAAUUUGAUGUCACACCCGCAAUUUCGCAGUGCCUAGCUGUUAAGGAUGAUCUGGAGUUGGUAAGUCGAGCUGUAAUGGGGCCCAAGAGCUAGGUGUUAACGGUGUAUUAGAAAACUAUGCGUGCUUCCUCGCGUGCCUUGGUCGGUAUUAUGAAGGAUUACUUCAUCGACGAAAUGUCUACGAUCAUCGACGAGGAGAAGAAGAUAACUCACGUGCAGCUGUCGCAGAAAAUCGAGGCGAAGAUCGAUGAUGAAAAGUUUUUCAGAGCCAAAGAGAUGAAACUCGGCCCGGAUGUAUGCUCUAUUCCGUUGCACUACUUGUUGUGCACUAAACUGACUUUUGUCAUAGUUUGACCCAUUACAGCUAGACUGGACCGUCGGGCCAUUGGUGCAGAGUGGAGGGAGGUAUGAUUUGCGGUCGAAUGCUGCAUCGGAUGAUAGCCAGCUUCAUGGUGGUAUUAUUUUGUCAACCAUGGGAUUACGUUACAAGAGUUAUUGUUCAGCUAUUGCAAGGACCUUUCUCAUCGACCCGAAUAAGGUAAUCCUCGGUUCUUGAAUUUCACGGAGGGUUCUUGGUUAACGUGGUGAUAGUCCCAAGAGAAAUACUACAGCUUCCUAGUCGAUCUCCAAUGGAAGGUCUUAUCCGAAAUACGCGAUGGGGUUGUUUGCAAGGAUGUUUAUAAUAAGGCUAUUGCUUUUAUUAAGUCAAAGCAUCCAGAAUUGGAGAAGCAUUUCCUUAAAGCUAUUGGUUCUAUUAUUGGAAUUGAGGCCAAGGAUACAAUCACUGCCAUUACUGCUAAGAGUAAUAGGGUCGUCAAGGAUGGGAUGACUCUCUGUGUUACUGUGGGCUUUGCCGAUUUGGAGAACCCGAAGCCACAAGACUCUAAGAGUAAAGUCUACAGUCUUGUUUUGACUGACACCAUUAAAGUUACUGCUGGUGACCCGAUCGUAUUCACUGGAGGAUGUUCCAAGGAUCUAAAGGAGACUGCCUUCUACUUCAAGGAUGAAGAGCCGGAGCAAAAGGUCAAGGAGAAAAAGCCAGCACCUAAACCAGCGCCUGCUAAGAAUACCGCUAUUUUGAAGGCUAAGCUCCGGGGAGAGCGCAAGGAGGUUGACGAGGGCGCGGAGCAGAAGAGGAGGGAGCAUCAAAAGGAGUUGGCUCAGCAAAAGCAAGAAGAGGGUCUAGCUCGUUAUGCGGAGGGAGAUGCGGUUGGCGAUGGCAAGGGCAAAAAGGCGAUCAAACGAUUCGAGUCUUAUAAGCGCGAAAACCAGUUGCCUUUGUCGGUUGCAGACCUUAAGAUUGUGGUAGACGCCAAGAGCCAGACCAUCAUUGUGCCUGUUUUUGGGAGACCAGUUCCUUUCCACAUCGCAACAUUGAAGAAUGCCAGCAAGACGGAUGAGGGUAAUUGGACUUAUCUUCGCAUCAAUUUCCUCUCACCGGGUCAAGGUGUUGGGAGGAAAGAUGAUUUGGUGAGUGUCUUGUUGUAGUACACCCACAGAAGGGGGAUAUGCUAAUAAUAAUACCCUUAGCCGUUUGAGGACCCAAAUGCCCAUUUUGUACGAAGCUUGACUUAUAGAAGCACGGACAACGAUCGUAUGGCUGAGAUCUGUGCAGCUAUCCAAGAUAUGAAGAAGAAUGCUGUCAAGCGUGAGCAGGAGCGCAAGGAGAUGGAGGAUGUGGUGACCCAAGACAAUCUGGUGGAGAUUAGGAAUCGUCGACCUCAAAGACUUGGGGAUAUCUAUGUCCGCCCUGCGCUUGAAGGCAAACGUGUUCCGGGGGAAGUCGAGAUUCACCAGAACGGUCUUCGCUAUCAAUCACCUAUUCGUAAUGAUCAUCGCAUUGAUGUCCUUUUCAGCAACGUCAAACAUCUUUUCUUCCAACCUUGCGCUCACGAGCUCAUUGUCCUUAUCCAUGUCCAUCUCAAAGACCCGAUCAUGGUUGGGAAAAAGAAGACCAAGGAUGUUCAAUUCUACCGCGAAGCCACCGACAUUCAGUUUGACGAGACUGGGAACAGAAAGAGGAAGUAUAGAUAUGGAGACGAAGAGGAAUUCGAACAGGAGCAAGAGGAGCGUAGACGGAGGGCGCUUUUGGAUAAGGAAUUUAAAGCGUUCGCGGACAAAAUCUCUGAAGCUGGGAAGAAGCAUGAAAAUGGUGUAGACGUUGACAUACCGUACCGUGAACUAGGGUUCAAUGGGGUCCCCUUCCGUGCGAAUGUACUUUGCGCGCCCACUACGGACGCUCUUGUGCAGCUUACCGAUCCCCCGUUCUUGGUUAUUACUCUUGACGAGGUAGAGAUUGCCCACUUGGAAAGAGUUCAGGUUAGUUUCAAAUCCUAUACCGAGGCGAUUAGGUGUGGCUUACCCGGCAAUUUGUAUAGUUUGGAUUGAAAAACUUUGACCUGGUCUUUGUGUAUAAAGACUAUACCCGGCCUGUUUCUCAUAUCAAUUCCAUUCCUAUGGAGUCUCUUGAGAAUGCCAAGGAGUGGCUUGACUCUUCUAACAUCCCUUUCACAGAAGGCCCGUUGAACUUGAACUGGCCGACAAUUAUGAAGACUGUGAUUGCGGACCCCCAUCAGUUCUUCAAAGAUGGUAACAUGAUUUCUAGCGUUCUUGUGUCAAUCUAAAUUUAGGCUAACAAUAUGCGAAUGUAGGCGGGUGGAACUUCUUGUCCGUGGAGUCUGAUGCUGACGAUGAUGACGAGGAAGACGAGGUGUCUGAAUUCGAAGCCGAUAGCUCCGACUCCGAGUCCGAGGGCAGCGGGGAGGAUAGUGAAUUCGACGACGAUGACGCUAGCGCAGAUGAAGGCUCCGAAGCGUCGGACGAUGAAUCUGGCGGUGAGGAUUCGGAAUGAUCUUAUUACACCUCAUUUAUUAAUUCAUAUUACCUUUUUCUCUUUCUUUUGCCAUCAUUUUUGCACAUCCAUGAUCCCUAGAAACAAAAUUCACAUGGUUGAGGAUUCCGUUGUUUGCUUUUCCCAACAAUGGCACUUUCUUAUUAUCAGAGAAAAGACAGCUCUAAUACCUUGCUAUGAUUUUGCGGUGGAUAGAUGAUUGGGAUGACCUUGAGGAUGAGGCCAGGCGGAAGGAUAAGGAGGUUUCUGUCAAAGUUGAGGAGAAGCCGAAGAAGGGGAAGAGGCGCUGAGUGGGAGACACUUGGUUUGGGUCUAAUUUGGUAUUUGCUGGUAAAUGUAUGAUAAAUUACCCUUUUCUUUUUCCUAUCAUUUUUGAGUUUGCUUUCUUGCUUGUGGGGGUUUUUUCUUUCAAAAAGCUCCCCGGUGAAGAGAUAUAUCGAGAUCUCGAGAGGCGCUAGUGUAUAAGGUGGAUUGGUGGAUGGAUGGAACUGGUAGUUAGCUGGUUAUGAAAUUGUGGGCUGGGGGAAGUGGGAAAGGUUUGCUGGGAUGGAUGGUUUGCUGGGAAUUAUCGAAAUGACAUUCUUCUAUGGAA
This is a messenger RNA of Tuber aestivum (summer truffle), 5247 nucleotides long. NCBI's taxonomy places the organism in Eukaryota, Fungi, Ascomycota, Pezizomycetes, Pezizales, Tuberaceae. The record is from the annotation of a GenBank genome assembly.